Messenger RNA from Populus nigra (black poplar), 3961 nucleotides. Its product is annotated as protein FLOWERING LOCUS D-like. The transcript is spliced from 8 exons. The record is from RefSeq and is a predicted model, not a curated record. NCBI's taxonomy places the organism in Eukaryota, Viridiplantae, Streptophyta, Magnoliopsida, Malpighiales, Salicaceae. Bases 359 to 3019 code for a protein of 886 amino acids. Gene Ontology annotation, molecular function: protein binding; oxidoreductase activity.
CCAUUUGAUUCAGGCUGAUGCGAUGGGUAGUACUCAUCAUAGGCAGUUGUUCUGUUUUCAUUUCCACUGUAUAAAACAAAAAGGCCACCGUAAAAGCAUAAAAUUUGCUUUUUUAUUUAUUUUUUCUCAUAGAAAAAAGAGUAAAUUAUAUCUCCCCUCACCUCUAUCCCAAGCACAUCUGUAUCUAGCCUCAGAUCACUAUCAACGAAACGUCGUUCACAAAGCAAUCCAGUUCGUUUCAAGAAAUUAACUAUUACACAUCGUCAUCCACCACGCUAUCAGCUGCUUAACCACCGCCACCGCCACACUAACCUCCUUCACUCUCUCCACAACCACCAACAACUAAAAUCGUACAAUCAUGAACCCACCAAUUCCAACGCCCGAAGAAUUCUCCUCCCUCCCUCUCGAAUUCAUCCCCUUCCUUCCUCUCCCUUCCCAGACCACCCCUAGUCCAACCCAAAACCAACCCGCACCAGCACCAGCGCUUCCUGAUCCCAACGCCUUCCUCUCCUUCCCUAUUCCCAAGAAACGCCGCCGCGGCAGACCCCAAAAGGCCCAAACCUCCUUUCACUUCCCCCAAUUUUUCUCACAAAACCAACACCAAAAACAACCGAUCCCCGAUAUCUCCGAAGAAAUCAUAGUAAUCAACAAAGAUCCAACGAACGAAGCCGUGAUCGGUCUCUCUGCUGGAUUCCCUGCUGAUUCCUUAACUGAAGAGGAAAUAGAUGCCCGUGUGGUCACCAAUAUCGGCGGAAUCGAACAGGUUAAUUACAUUCUAAUUAGGAAUCAUAUAAUUGCGAAAUGGCGUGAGAAUGUUAAUGUUUGGGUGACUAAAGAAAUGUUUCUUAAUUCCGUGCCGAAACAUUGUCAUGGGUUAUUAGAAUCUGCUUAUAAUUAUUUAGUUUCGCGUGGGUAUAUUAAUUUUGGAGUUUCGCAGUCAAUAAAAGAGCAAUUUCCCCAGGAGGAUACGAAAUCAAAUGUGAUUGUUGUUGGGGCAGGAUUGGCAGGGUUGAGUGCGGCGAGGCAGUUAAUGAGGUUGGGAUUUAAGGUUACGGUUUUGGAAGGGAGGAAGCGUGCUGGUGGGAGAGUUUACACGAAGAGAAUGGAAGGAGGAGCCGGGAAUAGGGUGAGUGCGUCGGUGGAUUUAGGAGGGAGUGUGUUGACGGGGACAUUGGGGAACCCGUUGGGGAUUUUGGCGAGGCAGUUGGGGUAUUCAAUGCAUAAGGUGAGGGAUAAGUGUCCGCUUUAUAGUGUGGAUGGGAAACCAGUUGAUUUGGAUAUGGAUAUGAAGGUUGAGACGGCAUUUAAUAGGUUAUUGGAUAAAGCGAGUAGGCUCAGGCAGUUGAUGGGGGAUGUCUCGGUGGAUGUAUCGCUGGGGGCUGCAUUGGAGACAUUUAGGCAGGUUUAUGAGGAUGCAGUGAAUAAGGAGGAGAUCAAUUUGUUUAAUUGGCAUUGUGCUAAUUUGGAAUAUGCGAAUGCAGGUUUGUUGUCAAAGUUAUCAUUGGCAUUUUGGGACCAGGAUGAUCCGUAUGACAUGGGAGGGGAUCAUUGUUUUUUGCCUGGAGGGAAUGGGCGGUUGGUUCAGGCUUUAGCUGAGAAUGUACCAAUUUUGUAUGAGAAGACUGUGCAUACUGUUAGGUAUGGGAGUGAUGGGGUGCGGGUUAUUGCAGGGAGUCAAGUCUUUGAGGGGGAUAUGGUGCUGUGUACAGUUCCACUUGGGGUGUUGAAGAGUGGGUCGAUCAAGUUUAUUCCUGAGUUGCCACAGAGGAAGCUUGAUGGGAUAAAAAGGUUAGGAUAUGGACUGCUGAAUAAGGUCGCAAUGCUUUUUCCUUGCGUGUUUUGGGAAACUGAUCUUGACACAUUUGGUCAUUUGACUGACAAUACAAGCUCUCGAGGGGAAUUCUUCUUGUUUUAUAGCUAUGCAACUGUUGCUGGUGGUCCAGUCUUGAUUGCUUUAGUAGCAGGGGAAGCUGCACAUACAUUUGAGAGUAUGCCGCCUACAGAUGCGGUGACCCAGGUUAUUCAGAUCCUCAAGGGUAUUUAUGAACCACAAGGAAUCACUGUCCCUGAGCCUAUCCAAACUAUCUGCACAAGAUGGGGUAGUGAUCCAUUUACUCUUGGUUCUUACUCUAAUGUUGCAGUUGGAGCAUCAGGAGAUGACUAUGAUAUAUUAGCAGAAAGUGUGGGAGAUGGGAGACUUUUCUUUGCUGGGGAGGCCACAAUGAGGCGGUAUCCGGCAACCAUGCAUGGAGCUUUUCUCAGUGGGUUAAGAGAAGCUGCAAACAUAGCUCACUAUGCUGGCGCUCGAGCCUUAAGGGUGAAGGUUAAUCAGAGCCCGUCAAAUAAUGCCCACGCUUGUGCUUCCCUUCUUGCAGAUUUAUUUAGGGAGCCAGAUAUAGAGUUUGGGAGUUUUUCUGUUAUUUUUGGCAGAAAUAAUCCUGACUUGAAGUCAACAGCAAUUUUAAGGGUUACAUUUAAUGAACCACGGAAAAAGAGUCAGGAAAGUUCUAGGCCAGAUCAACACCAUUCCAAUAAGCUCCUUUUUCAGCAACUUCAGUCACAUUUCAAUCAGCAACAGCCGCUUCAUGUGUACACUUUAUUAUCAAAGCAACAGGUGCUUGAGCUGAGAGAGGUGAGAGGGGGUGAUGAAAUGAGGAUGAAUUAUCUCUGCGAGAAGCUAGGAGUGAAAUUGAUUGGGAGAAAGGGUUUGGGGUCCACUGCUGAUUCACUUAUUGCUUCUAUUAAAGCCGAGAGAGGUGGUCGCAAAGCUUCUGCUACUUCUUUAGGUCUAAAAUCAGGGAUGUCAAAACUACAAAAGGGAACUUUGAAGCGAAAAUUGGUCAGGAGGGCUAAAAUAGUGCGCAGCAGCAAUAAGCCUGCUCCUCUGCCCAAUUCUAACAUGGUUAGUGCUAAGGCAUCCGAAGAAAUUCGGACAACAAAUCAGGCACCUCCUGAAACGAGUAGUGCAGGACAAAGUCAAGUAUACAUGUUGAAGAAUGAUCAGACAGCACCUCCAUGAUGAGUGUCUAGGAUGGUGAACUAUCUUCUACCACCAAGAAUUUGUUCCUUCUUUCUUCUGAAGUAGUCAACUAGGGACGCUGGAGAAUUCUGUACGUGCUAUUCCCAACUGUUGAAGAUGCAUGUUCCAUGUGCAAAAGCACUAGGAGUAAUGGAUGGUGUCUGCAAUGAGAAGUGAAAAUGGCAGUAUCUAAUCAAACAAGAUGUCAUCAAUGACUCCUCAUUCUUCAUCACUGCAGUCAUUUCUCAAAGACUGCAUAAUGAAUUGGAGCUUUAUGACAAAGGCCAACAGUUUGGUCAUGCCUUGGAGAGAGGCAGUGCCCCUGAACUACCCACUUACCAUGAAGCUUGUCCCUAAGCCAACUGUGGUGUGGAGAAUGUGUCCUUAUGGAGGAGGUUUUAUGAAUCCAGAUUUUAUGAUGCAAGCGCUAGUCACGGUGAAAUCUGACUUCAACUUCCUCUAUCACAAAAGCACAAGAUAUGAUCAUUGAUGCUAGACCUUAAUCAACGUCAUAAAAUUUUUUAUGAUGAAGACUGCCAGUAAAGGCCUGUGUACUAAACUUGGUUGUCAGUGCAGACUCGUGGCCAGAUUCAGAUCAGUUACAGGAUGGACAGCUUGUUGGCAAACAAAUACAGGAGAAAAAAACCGAGCUUCGGUUUCCAUUGUGCUUUUAAAUGCAUGCAAAGGUAGUGAUCCUCUGGUUAAAGGUUUUAGUCCAUCCAGUUUCAUCUUGGGUUCCGCCUGUACUUUGUAUAGGAGGUCGAAGUGUAUUUGGGGUGGUUUGACUCGUUCAUCCCGUCCCAACUCUAGCUGACUGGUUAUAGCUGUUGUCAUGGCGAGAAAAUUGAUCAAAUUAGCCUGUAUGUUAUUAUUUUGCAAAGGCAAUGUAAGGAUAUUGGAAUUGGAGGCAAAUGGAUCAAUAUAUUAAAUUUCAAGGGAUUA